AUGUCAUUGUCAAUACCCGCCAAUUUCAUACGCUGUCCACCAUGCUUAGAGAGAGGUGAAAUUUCCCUAACUGACCCUGGGAAGUUUUUUCCUUCUAUUCAUCAAGCUACCUACGGCUACACGUUUCCAGCCACCACAAUGGAUCCAGGGCAUCUGGCCGCGCCACUGUCUUUUGCUCGCGAGGCGUGCAACCACUUGAGGCACCAAAAAACGCUACAGUCCUUUUCUCUUGAAAGAUGUACUGAAUUGAGAGCGUCCGGCAGGGCUGCGAUAGUUUUUAUCGAUAGUGGGCUUAAAUCGAUCUACAAGGACCAGGUGGAUCCAGGAGUUAUUAAGACCGCCAGUUUUUGCUUCUAUGUAUUCAGCUUGAUAUGCAACUCGUUGGUUCAUCAACAGGAGGUGAUUCGUCCCGAAUUAGUCUACAAGGUCAACAACAUUUGCAGUUUCAUCAGGAACUUCUUCCUUAAGUCAAAUUUAUAUCGCUCGCCUCUAUCUGAUGGGAACAUCAGAGAACAGUUCAAUCACUUCGAAACGACGUUCAACAGUCUCAGAGCAAUUCUUGGCCAAUCUGCCUGUGUAUACGAUAGACAUAUGACCUUAGGGACUACUAUGGAAGAUAAGAGGAUUACUACAGAGGCCGCUUUGGAAGCGCUCUGGGGUGUGGUUCAAGCCUACUCUCUGUUGCAUCGGGUCAACCCCCACCGUAGAUCAAAGGAGAGAUCGCAGGGCAUUCUUAAGACCCGUCAACAGCAACGAAGGUUGGAACAGAAACAUAGUUCCCGCGAGUGA
Ascochyta rabiei is the source of this 789-nucleotide messenger RNA. RefSeq lists its product as uncharacterized. The record is from RefSeq and is a predicted model, not a curated record. NCBI's taxonomy places the organism in Eukaryota, Fungi, Ascomycota, Dothideomycetes, Pleosporales, Didymellaceae. The transcript has 3 exons. Bases 1 to 789 code for a protein of 262 amino acids.